AAAAAUAUCACACAUUACCUCAUUACUUUUUCAUCUACCAUUUCAAAAGAUAAAAUCAACGAAAAUAAAUUGAAAGUGAUCUUAAUUCUUAUGCCACCAUCUAUGAAUACAGAGAACUGUUAUAAAAAGCUGUGAAAUUCUGCAUAGAAGAACAACUGUCAACCUAAGCUUCAGAAGAGAGUGACAUGGCAAAUUCCAAACUUAUUUCCUCAUUCUAUUCUCUUUAUAAUUCUCAGAAUAACACCAACCCAUCUUCAUCAAUCUUUCUACUCCACAAAAAAAAGUUGAAACUUCUACAUAAUCCAACCCAUCAGUCAAAUUUUACCUUAAAUACAACCACACAAAAAUCCAGGAACUCAUUCAGUAGUAUUCUUAACACUUUAGGAAGAAACAAAACUUCUGUUAAGAAAAUGGAAGAAUCUAGAAACACUACCAAAAUCAGUGUUGAAGGAACAGUCAUAUUGAAGAAGCAGCACAGAUUAUCUCAUCAUUUCUUAUCUUUUAUUCAUCCAUCCAAGAUUUCUAUUCAGCUUAUUAGCUCUGUUCAUCCUGGGAAAGAGGGAAAAGCAGCAUAUUUGGAAGAGGAUAUCAGUGAAUCCAUUAGUGUGGCUGAUGGGGAGUCUGCAUUCAGAGUGAAAUUUGUUUGGAAUGAAGAAAUUGGUGUUCCUGGUGCAAUAUUUGUGAAAAAUGAGACUGAUCAUGAAUUUUAUCUUAGAAAUGUCAGCUUGAAAAACAUCCCAGGUCAUGGAAAUGUUCAUUUUCAUUGCAAUUCUUGGGUUUAUCCGUCUCAUCUCUACCACAAAGAUCGUAUUUUCUUCACAAAUAAGACAUAUUUGCCUCAUCAAACUCCUGCACCAUUACGCAAAUAUCGCGAACAAGAGUUGCAGAUUUUGAGAGGAGAAGGAAAGGAAAAUGUAAUGCUUAUGGAGUGGGAUCGAGUUUAUGAUUAUGCAUUCUACAAUGAUCUAGGAGAACCUGAUAAAGGUCCGGAGUAUGUCCGUCCUAUAUAUGGAGGGUCUGCAGAAUAUCCUUAUCCUCGUAGAGGUCGAACUAGUCGUCAACCAACAAAAACAGAUCCUCACACAGAGAGUAGGUUACCAAUAGUCAAGGCGAAAGAGUUCUACGUUCCAAGAGAUGAAAAGUUCGGGGACAUCAAGUUGUCAGAUUUUUUGGGUGAUACCUUUAAGUCUUUAUCUCAAGGUGUUGUUGGUGUGUUGGACGCGCUAUUCGACAAAACACCAAAGGAGUUCGAUACUUUCCAAGAUGUGCUAGAGAUGUUUGAAGGAGGAAUUAAGCUUCCGAAUAGUUCAUUACUUGGAAAACUCAAGGAACAUAUUCCUAAUGAAUUUCUAAAAGCGGUUAUUCGAACUAAUGGUGCACCGAUUUUGAAAUAUCCAAUGCCUGAUAUAAUCAAAGAGGAUAAGUCGGCUUGGAGGACUGAUGAAGAGUUUGCGAGGGAGAUGCUAGCCGGUAUAAAUCCUCUUGUUAUCCGCCAUUUGAAGGAAUUUCCACCGGUGAGUAAACUUGAUUCCAAAUACGGAAACCAGAACAGUUCAAUCACUAAAGAGUGUCUAGAAGGAAACUUAGAUGGGUUAACCGUAGAAGAGGCAAUGAAGCGUGAUAAGCUUUUUAUAUUGGAUCACCACGAUUUAGUAAUGCCAUUCUUGAGACAAAUCAACAAAGAUACAUCUUCAAAAGUCUAUGCCACUCGAACACUACUUUUCUUAAAAGAUGACGGAACUUUGAAGCCAUUGGUCAUCGAGUUAAGCUUACCACAUCCCGAGGGGGAUCAAUACGGUGCUGUUAGUGAAUUAUAUAAACCCACCAGUGAUGGUGUUGAAGCCUCCCGUUGGCUGCUUGCCAAGACCUAUGUAGCUGUUACUGAUGCGGCUUAUCAUCAACUUAUAAGCCACUGGUUGCACACUCACGCAGUGAUGGAGCCGUUUAUAAUCGCAUCAAACAGACAAUUAAGCCAGCUUCACCCGAUCCACAAACUUCUGCAUCCUCACUUCCGGGAUACAAUGGCUGUUAAUACGAUAGCACGUCAGAUUGCUAUGAAUGCUGAUGGAUUAUUCGAGGCAGCAGUCUAUCCCCGGAAGUAUGUUGGGCAGUGGACAUCUGCUGUGUAUAAAAAUUGGGUAUUCACUGAGCAAGCUCUUCCUCAAGAUCUUAUCAAGAGAGGAAUGGCAGUGAAGGAUGUGAAUAGCCCUCAUGGAUACAAACUACUCAUAGAAGACUACCCAUAUGCUGUGGAUGGGCUAGAAAUUUGGUCUGCAAUCGAGACUUGGGUCAAAGAGUAUUGCUUAUUUUACUAUAAAUCCGAUGACAUGAUUGCAACUGACCCAGAACUUCAAUUCUGGUGGAAAGAAAUCCGGGAAAAAGGUCAUGGCGACAAGAAGGAUGAGAAGUGGUGGCCGGAAAUGAAGACCUUCAAUGAUUUAACCGAAAUUUGCUCGACCAUCAUAUGGAUUGCUUCUGCACUCCAUGCAGUCGUUAACUUCGGUCAAUACCCAUACGGAGGAUACAUGCCUAACAGGCCUACUAUAACGCGGAGGUUCAUGCCAAAAAAAGGCACUCCGGAGUAUGAAGAACUAAAAACAAAUCCGGAUGGCGUGUUUUUGAAAACUGUAAUAAGUCAAGUUAGAACAUUAGCAGCAAUCUCGGUGAUUGAGCUUAUUUCAGGGCAUUCUGCCGAUGAGGUUUAUCUCGGGCAACGAGAGCCUGGAUGGACUUCUGAUAUGCCUCCAUUACAAGCGUUCGAUAGAUUUAGUAAAAAACUCGAGGAGAUCGAAAAAAAUAUCUUAGCAAGAAAUAAUGAUCCGAAGCUCAAGAAUCGGGUUGGUCCUGCUAAAUUGCCAUUCACAUUGUUGUGUCCUUCAAGUGGUGUAGGAAUAACUGGAAGGGGAAUUCCUAAUAGUGUGUCUCUGUGAGGUUCUGCUUUUCUUGCUUAGUUUUUAGUAUUCUAAAGCAAUAAGAUUAAGGUUGUAAGGAGUUAAAAUACUGCCUAAUUAAUCAGAAAAGUGUUAGAUUAA
Molecule: messenger RNA, 3032 nt
Organism: Amaranthus tricolor (Joseph's coat)
Lineage: Eukaryota; Viridiplantae; Streptophyta; Magnoliopsida; Caryophyllales; Amaranthaceae
Product: probable linoleate 9S-lipoxygenase 5
Exons: 9
Coding region: 186-2930 (914 amino acids)
Biological process (GO): lipid oxidation
Molecular function (GO): oxidoreductase activity, acting on single donors with incorporation of molecular oxygen, incorporation of two atoms of oxygen; metal ion binding; protein binding
Source: RefSeq, a predicted model, not a curated record